Messenger RNA from Peronospora matthiolae, 930 nucleotides. Lineage: Eukaryota; Oomycota; Peronosporomycetes; Peronosporales; Peronosporaceae. The record is from the annotation of a GenBank genome assembly.
AUGGGCAAGUGGUGCAUCCACCGAAAGCGUUCGCACAACGAGGUGCCACGUCUGCGUGAACUGGAGCGCGCUGUGAAGGCUGAGCUCAAGGACAUUUGUGGACGCGAAGAGCUCUUUCUACGCUCGACGUCCGAGCUCACGUCACUCGUGAAGAAACUUGGACGCACUCAAGGCCGCGCGUACUUUCGCUACGUACUGCGCAACGUGUUUGGUGACAAGUCGCAGUUGUACGAGAUGCACGGACCGCCUUCGAGCAAACAGGUGGCUGAGUACGCCAAGAGCGUCAUUCAGCGCUUGGCCAAGGCGAUUCACUUUGCGCCGCUCGUCCUGCGUGCCGGCUGUCACUACAUGCUCACGGAGUUUCGCAAAGCGUUUCCCGAGUGCAAACAUGACGCUCGCAUUGUCGUGGGGAGUCUGCUGUUUUUGCGGAUCCUCUGUCCCGCCCUCGUGAAGCCCGAGAUGUUUGACUUUCCUCCUCAUACGACCCGGACGCUGCCCGUGGGCGUGCAGAUUGCCAAGGUCUUGCAGCACACUCUUAGUGGAACGCCGAUAGGUGACAGCGACCCGACGGUCGACGACAGCAACGCCUUUAUCCGGACCUUCCAACCGUACGUGGCCAACUUUCUCGUGCGGUUCCCUCAGAUCCGCGCGGCGUUUGGAAGCGAAGACUUGCAGCAGGUGCUUGAGGUAUCGCGUGCACCGGCGUCUUGGACUUGUAGCAACGGGUCACCAAGUUUGCCAGCAACGCCUUCACGGAGAGAGAAUUGGCCGCUGUCGCCCCAUGCCGAGUCUUGGAACGCCCGACGCCCAACCGGUAAAAUGUGUGGACUCUCAAUGAGUGCGAAUGGAGUGGCCAAGAGCAAGAAGAAGUUCUCGCUGCGCUUUUGGUUGAGAGGCCACGACGACAUGGCACACCGACAGUCGCCUUAG